Molecule: messenger RNA, 363 nt
Organism: Penicillium brasilianum
Lineage: Eukaryota; Fungi; Ascomycota; Eurotiomycetes; Eurotiales; Aspergillaceae
Source: the annotation of a GenBank genome assembly
AUGCGGCUCCCCGCGUCGUCUUUCGCCCCAAACCGUCCGAUCUACCGCGCCGAUUGCUCAAGAUUGAAACACGAAGCCGAGUCCCGUGAAGAAAAAUUGAGUAGCGGUCUGCGUGUGCCGAGAAAAGCAAAACAAGCCGCCCCUUUCCGGGCUCAUCGGUGGCGCACCGAUGGACUUGAAUACAUACGAUUGCAUUACUUUACGAUUGAAAGCUGGGAGUCGAGAAGCAAUCGACCUGUCCAGGUCAUGAGCCAUCUUUCCCUCUUUGAGCAGUCGGUGAUGUUCGUCGGUUUCACGGCGAAUCUAGAACUCCCGACUCAACAUCCUGGUUCGUCCAAUGGGCUGGCCUGGUUUCAAAUGUAA